Messenger RNA from Lotus japonicus, 4065 nucleotides. RefSeq names its product C2 and GRAM domain-containing protein At1g03370-like. The transcript is spliced from 9 exons. The coding region runs from base 442 to 3510 and encodes 1022 amino acids. The record is from RefSeq and is a predicted model, not a curated record. NCBI's taxonomy places the organism in Eukaryota, Viridiplantae, Streptophyta, Magnoliopsida, Fabales, Fabaceae.
AAACGAAAUGAUGGAAGGGACAAAGAUAUGAGGCAACAUAGUAGAUUGAUAAUUGCAACGUGAAAUAGUCCUAUGUCAACGGUGGCCACCACCACCACCUGGUCCUUCUACUUCUACAAAAUGGAAAAGAAAAGAAAAUCACACACAACACAAAACACCUGAGAGAGACGCACACAGUUAUUUCCUCUCUUUCCAUUUUCCAUUCAUUAAUUUUUAAUUUCCAAACCACAAUUAAUUUGGGUCUUUUUAGGGUUUGUUUAUUCAUCCUUAAUAAUACAAUUUUAUGCAGUUUUCUUAUAAUGAAUGAUGAAUUCAUAACAAAAACUAUGUAAAUCUAUUUGUUUUUGGGUUUUAUGCAUUCAAUUUUCCCCAUUUCAUGUUCCUGGGUUGUUCCGUGAUUAGAAAAGUGACAUAUUUUUUGCCUAAGAUUUUGGUUAUACAAUGAAGCUCAUGGUUCGUGUGAUUGAAGCAAAUAACUUGGCAGCCAUGGAUUCCAAUGGGGUAAGUCAUUUCUACGUGCGGGUACAGUUGGGAAAGCACAAGUUCAGGACCAAAGUGAUUAAGAACGAUUUGAAACCAAAGUGGGAUGAACAGUUUAGUUUUUGGGUUGAUGACCUCAAAGAUUCACUUGUUAUCUCUGUCAUGGAUGAAGAUAAGUUCUUCAAUAAUGACUUGGUGGGGCGCCUUAAAAUUCCAGUCUCACAAGUUUUCGAGGAGGAUAUUAAAUCUCUUGGCAAUGCUUGGUAUUCUCUCAAAUCCAAAAAAAAGAAGUCCAAGAUCAAGGAAUGUGGUGAGAUUUAUCUGAGUAUAUCCCUUUGCCAAAAUAAUACAUCUCCAGAGUCAAAUGGUAUUGGUGAUCAGAUGCUCCACCCAAGAAAAUGUGUUGAUGCAACUCCUGAUUUUUCUACGAAAUCUUCCUUUGGCCGUUCAAACUCAUCUUCUCCUGCAAGGGAAGAAAUAACAUCUACUAAGGAUGAAAAAUCGUGUUCACAAAAAUCACUUGCUGGUAGACUUGCUCAAAUAUUUAAUAAAAGUUCUGAUAUGUCUUCAAUUUCACCCAGUACAAGCAUGGAUUUAGACUUAUCAGACACAGAUAAAACUGAAGUUUGCGAGCCAAAGACUGAGGAUCCAUCCUCUAAUGACACUUUUGAAGAACUUGUCAGAAAAGUGCAGUCUGCAGAUCAAGGAAGUGAAAUUCCUAGCAACUUAUCUGGAGGGGUGCUUAUAGAUCAAUUAUACAUUAUUGCACCAGAAGAAUUGAAUGUAUUAUUGUUUUCACCCGAUUCUAAUUUUCCCAAGUCAUUGGCAGAUGUACAGGGUACCACAGAACUGCAAAUAGGUCUUUGGAAGUUAGAGAAUGACGGAGAAAGCUUGAAAAGAUCCCUUACUUACAUCAAAGCUGCCAGUAAAUUAAUCAAGGCAGUAAAAGGCUAUGAGGAACAAACUUAUUUGAAAAUUGAUGGGAAGAACUUUGCAGUUCUGGCAAGUGUCAGCACUCCGGAUGUUAUGUAUGGAAGCACGUUUAGGGCAGAAUUACUUUAUGUGAUCACACCAGGACCAGAGUUGCCAUCUGGAGAACAGUGUUCGCGUCUCGUGAUAUCAUGGCGAAUGAAUUUUUUGCAAAGCACCAUGAUGAAAGGGGUGAUAGAAAAUGGAGCUCGGCAAGGUAUGAAGGAAAGCUUUGUUCAGUAUGCCAUUUUGUUAUGCCAAACUGUUAAGCCUGUUGACUCCAAGGACCUUGGUUCCGGCAAGGAACAAGCUUUGGCAUCAUUACAGGCAGAGCCCCAGACAGAUUGGAAGAUAGCACUGCAAUAUUUUGCUAACUUCACAUUUGUCUCAACUUUCUUAAUGGGGUUGUACCUUCUUGUCCAUAUUUGGUUGGCUACACCUGACACAAUUCAAGGGCUUGAGUUUAUUGGGCUUGACUUGCCCGAUUCAAUUGGUGAAUUUGUUGUUUCUGCUAUCUUGGUACUUCAAGGUGAACGAAUGCUGGGUUUAAUCUCACGUUUCAUGAAGGCUAGAGCACGAAAAGGUAGUGACCAUGGAAUUAAAGCACAAGGAGAUGGAUGGUUGCUAACUGUGGCCUUAAUUGAAGGAAGCAAUUUAGCUGCUGUUCAUUCUAGUGGGUUUUGUGAUCCUUAUGUGGUGUUUACUUGCAAUGGGAAAACAAGAACAAGCUCGAUCAAGUUCAAGAAAUCUGAUCCUUUGUGGAAUGAAAUAUUUGAAUUUGAUGCGAUGGAUGACCCUCCUUCUGUACUAGAUAUGGAAAUUUAUGAUUUUGAUGGACCCUUUGAUGAAGUUGCAUCUCUAGGACAUGCUAAAAUCAAUUUCCUCAAAACGAACAUCUCAGAUCUUGCUGAUAUUUGGGUUUCUCUUGAAGGAAAGUUGGCUUUGGCAUGUCAAUCUAAGUUGCAUUUAAGAAUUUUCUUGAACAACACUAGGGGUGGGAAUGUUGUAAAACACUAUAUAAGUAAAAUGGAGAAAGAAGUGGGUAAAAAGAUUAAUUUGCGGUCUCCUCAAACAAAUUCAGCCUUUCAGAAACUCUUUGGGCUCCCACCUGAGGAAUUCUUGAUCAAUGACUUCACUUGUCAUUUGAAAAGGAAAAUGCCCCUGCAGGGCCGCCUAUUCGUCUCAGCAAGAAUAAUUGGGUUUCAUGCAAAUUUGUUUGGACACAAGACAAAAUUCUUUUUGCUUUGGGAAGACAUUGAAGACAUCCAAGUCAUUCCUCCUACAUUUUCAUCAAUGGGUAGUCCAAUAAUAGUCAUAACUCUUAGGCAUGGUAGAGGUGCGGAUGCAAGGCAUGGUGCAAAAACACAGGAUGAACAAGGCCGACUUAAGUUCCGUCUCCAGUCCUUUGUGUCUUUCAAUGUAGCACACAGGACUAUCAUGGCUCUCUGGAAGGCCAGAUCCUUGAGUCCUGAACAGAAGGUCCAAUUAGUUGAAGACGACUGUGAAACAAAGAGCACUAACAGUGAAGAGAGUGGGUCAUUCAUUGGCCUUGAUGAAGUUAGCAUGUCUGAGGUUCAUUCUUGUGCUCUUUCGGUUCCUGUCAGUUUCUUUAUAGAGCUAUUCAAUGGGGGUGAGUUGGACCGUGGGGUCAUGGAAAAAUCUGGUUGUGUUAAUUAUUCUUACACCCCUUGGGUAUCUGAGUAUAGUGAUGUCUAUGAGAGGGCGAUAUAUUACAAGUUUGAGAAGCGUAUUUCACAUUAUAGAGUUGAAGUAACUAGUACUCAACAAAAAUCUAUUUUGGAUGAAAAGAGUUGGCUAUUGGAAGAGGUCAUGAACUUCCAUGGAGUCCCUCUUGGAGAUUAUUUCAAUCUGCACCUUCGCUAUCAAAUCGAUGAUUCACCCGGGGAAGCACAGGGAUGUAAAGUAAAAGUAUUUUUUGGAAUUGAAUGGCUGAAAAGUACAAAACAUCAGAAAAGGAUUACAAAGAACAUCCUGAAAAAUCUACAGGAACGUUUAAAGUUGACCUUCAGUCUAGUAGAGAAGGAGUUUUUGGCAAAAUAGUGAAUGAGUUAUGCUGAAUUUGACCUUGCACAACCAGUCUAUAAUGAAGAUGAAAGUUGCUCAGGUAUAACGAUGGUGAUUUGCAACCAAAACUGUCCUUCAAACCAUAGUAUUGACUUGUAGCAUCUUUGGAUUUACCUCUAGUUCUCUUUCAGCAGAAUCAAUAAUGUAACCCAGAAGCUGCCCACAGAAGCUUCUUCCCAGAAUGUAUUUUGGCUUCAAAAUCAAUUGUAGAAGGAUUUUUCAGCAUGCGAUCACUUGGAGAUAUUACUAACUUUGUAAAUUACUAGUCGGUACCUAGCAGAAGAUACUCAGAUUGUAUGAGCAGUUACAAGCAAUCCAGCUUCUGGUUUUGUUAUCUCCUGUCACCAUUUAGAUGAUAAGUUCUCUGGUUAACAAUGGUCCAGUAUCUUGUAUCAUAGCUAGUUUUGUCUUUUGCUUUCAAAAGUAUAGAUACUGUUAAAGAGAAGUUUUGAUCAAUGUGCUUGUUGUAAACAAAUUUUUGAGCUCAAGUGCAAUGGAAGUCAUCAGCAUAUGUGUGUCUUCUUUAUCACA